CUUUUAUCAUAAACUAAAUACUUGCUAGUAUUGAUAAUAGGCUACUAUUCCUAAUUAUUAUUGAAAUAUGGGGCAGACCCACGCAACACGCUUAGAGGAAGGAAGCAGCGUUGACCCAGUGUCGAACGGUACACCCGUGGACCCAGCGUCGGAUGGUACACCCGUGUACCCUGCUUCGGAUGGUACACCCGUAGAUCCUGGUUUUCCGAAUGAAAUUGGGCAUGAUUCAUUUCAGAAGGAAGCUAAGGGACAAAAACGCAAUGUCCGGACAGGGAAAACGGUACGAAACAGACUGGUGCUAUUCGGCCGAUUCGGCACUGAUGUCCAGACAAUUAAAGGCGCUCGAUUUACGAAGGUUCAAACCGGGAAAUCAAAUAACUUGAAAGUAUUUGGGAGAUUUGGUAUCGACGUGAAUCUAUUCAAAAAUGAUGCGUUUGUCAAGAUUGGAACGAAUGCUGCACAGAGAAAUAUGAUGGCAUCAUCAACACGAGGGGACGAUUUAGGAGCUUUGAUACGAAGGCGCCUCAAAUGGACUUGA
Messenger RNA from Styela clava, 538 nucleotides. RefSeq lists its product as uncharacterized. Lineage: Eukaryota; Metazoa; Chordata; Ascidiacea; Stolidobranchia; Styelidae. The record is from RefSeq and is a predicted model, not a curated record.